Limulus polyphemus (Atlantic horseshoe crab) is the source of this 580-nucleotide messenger RNA. Its product is annotated as homeobox protein Hox-A1a-like. The transcript is spliced from 2 exons. Gene Ontology annotation, molecular function: RNA polymerase II cis-regulatory region sequence-specific DNA binding; DNA-binding transcription factor activity, RNA polymerase II-specific. Gene Ontology annotation, biological process: regulation of transcription by RNA polymerase II. NCBI's taxonomy places the organism in Eukaryota, Metazoa, Arthropoda, Merostomata, Xiphosura, Limulidae. The coding region runs from base 36 to 461 and encodes 141 amino acids. The record is from RefSeq and is a predicted model, not a curated record. Gene Ontology annotation, cellular component: nucleus.
GUAAACACACGGCACCCGUUCCCACCUACAAAUGGAUGCAAGUUAAAAGGAAUUUGCCGAAACCAGGCAAUAAGUCUGAAUGUAGUUUGACGAACACUGGACCUGGCAGUGUGGGCGGUGCGGCUACCACAGCCGUAGGAGUCGGCUCUGGCCGGACCAACUUCACCACCAAACAGCUCACCGAACUAGAGAAAGAGUUUCAUUUCAACAAGUACCUCACCCGAGCGCGGCGGAUCGAGAUCGCCACCGCUUUACAACUCAACGAAACCCAGGUAAAAAUUUGGUUUCAGAACCGGAGAAUGAAACAGAAGAAACGGAUGAAAGAAGGACUUAUUCCGCCAGAUCCAGUGGUUUCUGAGCCUAAUACGCCGACUCCCAUUUCAAAUACCACGGCAGCUGUGCCCCCCUCCGGCGUUGUUACAACCUCGUCUGUGCCGGCGGUCAAAGACUCUAUCCAAUAGGAUAAAAUGUUAGUUGAUAAUGCGACUUAGAUAACUGACCAUUCUUAAGCUGCUUUAUCCCUUCAAUAUCGAAGACUUUUAGAUAAGGACUGGAAAAGGCAGCCAUUUAUACAGGGUGA